UUCUGAGUUUGUCAAAAAAAAAAAACAGAAAAGUUUUGCAGUCACACCUCUCAUCUUCGUUUCGUCCCGGAUCACGAGUCUCCAAACCCAAACCCCAGAGUAGGCAGGAGGAUCCAGCGCGGCGAUGGGGGAGGCGGACGAGAGCACCGGCGGCGGGGACCCGCAGAAGCUGAAGCGGAUCGCGGCGGGAGCGUACGACUACGAGAACGACGCGCGGUGGGCGGGGUACUGGUCCAACGUCCUCGUCCCGCCCCACCUCGCCUCCCGCCCCGACGUCGUCGACCACUUCAAGCGCAAGUUCUACCACAGAUACAUCGACCCUGAUUUGGUGGUUGAGCCAAUGUCUUCCACAAGUUCGACUCAAUCCAACAGAUCAGCAGCAAGUUCUUCAUCUACACCAUCCAGUGAGAAUUCCCGAGCUCGUGACACAGGAUCUAGUGCGAGAUCAACUGGUGCAUCUCAACCAGCACCAACAGAAAGGACAGGAAACUCUUUACGGUUCGAUGGACGAACCAUACAUUUCUCUAUCAAUGCUUGGGUAUUGAUUGUUGCUAGUCUUGGAAUCCUUCCAAUUGUACCGAAAGAUGUCGCAAGCAAAGCAUAUAGACUUUCGUUGCUAGGAACAAUAUGCUCGUCAGCAUAUUCUUUAUACUGCACUUAUGGGAAACCAAGAGCAUGGAACAUGCCUGCAAUUCAGCCUUGGCUGCAGUCUAUAAUUGUAGCCAAGGACUUUGUUCAUUUGAUGUUCUCUCUUAUGAUGUUCACAUCAAAUGUACGCUUUAAGAUUGUUCUACUGCCUGUGCUUUGCUGGGCACUUGAUCAUGUUGCUAGAUUCCUGAGGCGUAAUUUUGCACGCUCCUCUUUCUACAGGAGGUACAUGGAGGAGCCUUGUUUGUGGGUGGAGACAAACAACACUACGAUCAGCCUCCUUUGUUCAAAUGCUGAAAUUACCCUUGGCUUUCUUAUGAUCGUAUCACUUUUCUCGUGGAAACGCAACAUAAUUCAGACAUUCAUGUACUUUCAUCUGUUGAAGUUGAUGUACCAUGCUCCUGUAACAUCGGGUUAUCACCAGAGUGUGUGGGCGAGAAUUGGCCGGGCUGUAAACCCUCACAUUCUUCGGUACACGCCAUUUCUCAACACGCCAAUUUCAGCAGUACAAAGAUGGUGGCUGAGAUAGAAGGCAUGGAUGGUGCCACGCCUAUGUGUCCCUUGAUCCCCUCUACAUAUAGAGAGUAUCUGCUACAGUGGGCUUCCCUCGUCAUCGUUCCGUUAAGAACAUACACGUCACUUGCACAUCGUUCUGUUGUUUUCAUACCCUCAUUUCACGUCUUACUGAGCUUUUUUUUCCGGGGAUUACUGAGCUACUCAACGGAUGGCACAGCAUAAAUUUUUCUAUGCAAGCAGUAGGUUUUGAGCGGUC
Molecule: messenger RNA, 1420 nt
Organism: Aegilops tauschii subsp. strangulata
Lineage: Eukaryota; Viridiplantae; Streptophyta; Magnoliopsida; Poales; Poaceae
Biological process (GO): membrane organization; endoplasmic reticulum tubular network organization
Cellular component (GO): endoplasmic reticulum; membrane
Source: RefSeq, a predicted model, not a curated record